CCCUGAAACACGGGCACCACACGCGCUGUCAAAGAAUCGAUCGCUUGCGAGCGCUAGCCCAACGCGCCCCAGCCCAGGCCAUUAUAUACCUCGACACCCAUUCUCUUCCUCUUGCUCUCCUCAUCACGCUCUUUCACGCCUGCCAAUUCAGUUGUACAUCACAUCCAACUACCCACACUCUUUAACAAGAACAAACAACUACUUCAAAAUGCGUGCCGCUAUCGUCGCUGCCCUGGCUGGCUCUGCCAUCGCCUCUUACGCUCCUCCAGCCUACGACGCUCCUCCAAGCUACGGCGCUGAGACCACCUCCUCCGUCCCAGCUGCUUACCCAACUGAGACCAAGCCAGCUGGCUACGCUCCUCCUCCGGUCUACGAGUCCAAGUCCGAGACUCACCCAGCCGCCUACCCAACUGAGACCAAGCCAGCUGGCUGGCUCUGCCAUCGCCUCUUACGUGAGUGCUGUCGUGUCGAUGAACAUCAACGAACCGUCGCUGACGAUCAAUUCAGGCUCCUCCAGCCUACGACGCUCCUCCAAGCUACGGCGCUGAGACCACCUCCUCCGUCCCAGCUGCUUACCCAACUGAGACCAAGCCAGCUGGCUACGCUCCUCCUCCGGUCUACGAGUCCAAGUCCGAGACUCACCCAGCCGCCUACCCAACUGAGACCAAGCCAGCUGGAUACGCUCCACCAUCAACCUACGAGUCCAAGUCCGAGACUCACCCAGCUACCUACCCAGCCUCCACCUGGUCGACUGUGUACACCACCUACUGCCCUGAGCCAACCACCUUCACCCACGAGAGCAAGACCUACGUUGUCACCAAGGCCACCACCUUGACCAUCCCAGCUGUCUACACCACCCACCCAGCUCCAGUCCCAAGCUCUCCAUCCAGCCCAGAGCAGCCAGAGACCCACCCAGCUCCUCCGGUCUACACCCACCCAGCUCCAUCUGCUCCAGUCUCCCCACCAAAGUACCCAGUUGGCAACAACGGCACCACCCCAGUUGCCCCAACUGGCUCCACCCCAACCAAGCCAGCCACCUACACCGGUGCUGCUGUCGCCAACGUUGCCGGUGGUGCUUUCGCUGGUGUCGCUGCCCUCGCUGCUUUCUUCUUGUAAAUGUCUCAACCUAUCUGACCUACCUCUCUCCCUCGAGAGGGUAGUCACCCAGAUACGAUUGUUACGUUUACUCGUUUAAUACCACACGUAAUGAGAACGGAAAGAAGAAUCAAGUUCAAUCAUCAAUCAGCACGCGAGCGGGACGGGAUCUUGUACAGUUAGCAGUUCAACAGGCUGUUGUCGUGUAGAAGGUAUCGGAAAACAGACAUUAUAAGGGAAGCAACUACAGUUUUGACGACGUGAAACGCAGAAACCCCGGCCGGGUAUGCAUCUCGCAUUGUUACACAUUUUUUCGCAUUACAUUACAAUCAUCUAUGAUUCGUCCCGGGGCGAUAGAUGCUGGUUUCGUCCCCAUCUACAACAAGUCGUCAUUAAUGUAAUAGAUUUGGCAGCACAUUGAUACCC
Molecule: messenger RNA, 1521 nt
Organism: Cercospora beticola
Lineage: Eukaryota; Fungi; Ascomycota; Dothideomycetes; Mycosphaerellales; Mycosphaerellaceae
Source: RefSeq, a predicted model, not a curated record